AUGCAGAAGAGCAUUAGGUAUAAUGAGGGACACGCUGUAUACUUGGCCCUGAUAGCGCGCAAAGAGGGGGCGAAGCGCGGCUACCUGAGCAAGAAGACGGCCGAGAACAACAAGUGGCACGACAAGUGGUUCGCCCUUUACCAGAAUGUCCUCUUCUACUUUGAGCACGAGCAAAGCAGCAGACCCUCUGGGAUUUAUCUGAUCGAAGGCUGCACGUGUGAGCGGGUCGCCUCCCCGAAGCCCCCGACUAUGGGCAAGGAGACCCUGGAGAAACAGCAUUAUUUUACCGUAAACUUUGGCCAUGAAGGACAUAAACCCUUGGAGCUUCGGAUCGAGGAAGAGGUGGACUGUGAAACGUGGGUGGAUGCAAUUCAACAGGCCAGUUACUGUGAUAUAGUAAUUGAGCGAGAGAUACUGAUGCAGAAGUAUAUUCAUCUGGUACAGAUAGUGGAAACGGAGAAAAUCGCAGCCUAUCAACUACGGCAGCAACUUGAGGAUCAAGACACUGAAAUUGAAAGAUUGAAAGCUGAGAUUGUUGCUGUGAACAAGACUAAUGAACGGAUGCGGCCAUACCAAGGAAAUCCAGAGGAUGAAGAUCCAGAUAUUAAAAAGAUUAAGAAGGUUCAGAGUUUCAUGAGGGGCUGGCUGUGCAGAAGGAAAUGGAAGACAAUUGUUCAGGAUUACAUCUGCUCGCCCCACGCAGAGAGCAUGAGGAAAAGGAACCAAAUAGUCUUCAACAUGGUGGAAGCAGAGUCCGAAUAUGUGCAGCAACUGUACGUCUUGGUCAAUUGCUUCCUGCGUCCCCUGAGGAUGGCUGCCAGUUCAAAAAAGCCCCCUAUAAGUCAUGAUGAUGUCAGCAGCAUUUUUCUCAACAGUGAGACAAUCAUGUUUCUUCAUGAGAUAUUUUACCAAGGACUAAAAGCACGGAUAGCCAACUGGCCUACCCUAGUGUUGGCUGACUUGUUUGACAUAUUGUUACCGAUGCUGAAUAUUUACCAGGAGUUUGUCAGGAACCACCAGUACAGUCUACAGGUGUUGGCAAACUGUAAGCAAAACAGGGAUUUUGACAAGCUGUUGAAACAGUAUGAAUCGAACCCAGCAUGUGAGGGGAGAAUGUUGGAGACCUUCCUGACAUAUCCCAUGUUUCAGAUUCCACGAUAUAUAAUAACAUUACACGAGCUUCUUGCACACACACCACACGAGCAUGUGGAAAGAAAAAGCCUGGAAUUUGCAAAAUCUAAACUGGAAAACCUUUCAAGGGUAAUGCACGAUGAAGUGAGUGACACAGAAAACAUUCGGAAAAAUCUUGCAAUCGAACGAACAAUUGUGGAAGGAUGCGACAUUUUGCUGGAUACAAGCCAAACAUUUGUACGCCAAGGUUCCCUCAUACAGCUCCCAUCUGUGGAGAGGGGAAAGCUGGCCAAAGUUCGCCUAGGUUCCCUGUCUCUGAAGAAAGAAGGAGAAAGGCAGUGUUUCUUAUUCACAAAACAUUUCCUAAUCUGCACACGGAGUUCGGGAGGAAAAUUGCAUCUAUUGAAGGCUGGGGGCGUGCUUUCCCUGAUAGACUGCACUUUAAUAGAAGAACCCGAUGCAAGUGAAGAUGAAUCAAAAAGCUCUAGUCAGGUCUUUGGGCAUCUUGACUUCAAGAUUGUGGUGGAAUCUGUAGAUGCCACGCCAUUCACAGUUGUGCUGUUAGCUCCAUCUAGACAAGAAAAGGCUGCAUGGACCAGUGACAUAAGUCAGUGUAUAGACAACAUACGGUGCAAUGGGCUCAUGACCAAUGUGUUUGAGGAAUAUUCAAAAGUGACUGUGCCUCAUAUGAUAAGGUCAGACAUCCGACUUCAUAGUGACGAUGCUGACAUCUGCUUCAGUAAGACACUGAACUCCUGUAAAGUGCCUCAGAUCCGCUACGCUAGUGUGGAGAGGCUGCUGGAGCGACUGACCGACCUGCGCUUCCUCAGCAUCGACUUCCUCAACACCUUCCUCCACACCUACCGAAUAUUCAGCACUGCCCUUGUGGUCCUGGAGAAACUGGCAGACAUCUACAGGAAACCUUUUACCUCCAUCCCUGUCAGAUCACUGGAACUGUUUUUUGCCUCUAAUCAAAGCAAUCGAUCUGAGCACCCAAACGAUGGCAAAUCCCCAAGACUGUCUCGGAAAUUUUCAUCGCCUCCUCCGCUGUCGUUGUCUCGGACGUCCUCGCCCGUCCGAACCCGGAAGCUGUCGCUCAGCUCGCCGGUGAAUUCCCGAACGGGAGCUCUUGACCUUUCCACGUCGUCCACAUCCGGUACGACCUUUGCUCACAGCCCAACUGUUUCUCCACCUCCUGUAGCGAGCAAAGUACCACUGGAUCUGAGCAAAGGUCCCUCAUCGCCAGAGUGGCCCCUGCAAACAGAAGAAAAUUCAGAGCAUCCCCGCAUUGAUAUAUGUAGCAAGUUAAGAAGAAGCAUCAGGAGAGUUCAAUCUGGUGUGAUGGGACCUGGUUGCAGAGAGAUGGACAACACUCGAUGCUCUGUGUCUCCUGCCUCAGCGUUUGCCAUUGCCACGGCAGCAGCAGGACAUGGGAGCCCACCGCCCGAAAACACCGCCGUGCAGGAAAAGUUCCGACGCGUCUCCAUGGGAGGAUUUAACAAUUCAGAGCGCAUGUGUGACAAAGAGUUUCUAAUUCGCAGGGCCGCUACAAAUCGUGUUUUAAAUGUCCUUCGGCACUGGGUUUCCAAGCACUCUCAGGAUUUCGAGAUGAACGGUGAACUGAAGUCAAAUGUUGUAAAUUUGUUAGAGGAAGUGAUGCGUGACCAUGAGUUACUGCCCCAAGAAAGGAAAGCCACGGCCAACAUCUUAAGUGCACUCUCACAGGAUGAACUGGAUGAUGCUCAGCUACGGAUGGAAGUUUUAUUACAGAUGACAGAUGGGCCUAGGAUGGAAUCCUUUGAGACUUUGUCAGUCAUGGAAAUGGCGGAACAGUUGACGCUCCUUGAUCACAUUGUUUUCAGAAGCAUACCAUACGAGGAAUUUCUUGGGCAGGGAUGGAUGAAACUUGACAAAAAUGAACGAACGCCAUACAUCAUGAAGACCAGCCAGCACUUUAAUGAUAUGAGUAACCUUGUUGCUUCUCAAAUCAUGAUGCAUGCGGAUGUUAGUUCACGCACAAUUUCCAUUGAGAAAUGGAUAGCAGUGGGAGACGUUUGUCGCUGUAUGCACAACUACAAUGGUGUCCUUGAGAUCACUUCAGCACUGAAUAGAAGUGCAAUCUACAGACUGAAGAAAACCUGGGCAAAAGUUUCCAAACAGACCAAAGCCCAAAUGGACAAGCUUCAGAAAACUGUCUCCUCUGAAGGAAGAUUUAAAAAUCUAAGGGAAACACUGAAAAAUUGUAAUCCACCCUGUGUUCCUUACCUUGGGAUGUAUUUGACUGACCUCGCGUUUAUAGAGGAGGGUACACCCAAUUUUACUGAUGAAGGUCUUGUAAACUUUUCCAAAAUGAGAAUGAUAUCACACAUUAUUAGGGAGAUACGCCAGUUCCAACAAACCCCAUAUAGAAUAGAUCAUCAACCAAAGGUCAUUCAAUACUUACUUGACAAAACAAUUAUUAUGGAUGAAGACACAUUGUAUGAGCUCUCCUUAAAAAUUGAACCCAGGCUUCCUGCAUGAGAGGCGGCAUUUUUUUUGUGGCUGCAGAGGUGCAGCCGCUUAGUGUAACAACCCAGAGUGUACGUGCCAUGCCCUUUGGAGUGCGACUUCUCUACCCAAGGAAAAGGUGAGCUUGAGAUUUCCUAAGGAAAGGACAGAAAGUUACGGGAAGAUUGCCUGCCUAUUGCAUACUGGAAGAUGGUGAACUACUGCUUGGGAUGAAUGAUAUUCAGGAUAACAAUGUUCUGGGAAGAAUGCUUGAGCGGAACGGAAAAAGGGAUGAAGUUAAAAUGGAAGUUACAUAAUACUUAUUAAAAAAAUUUAUAAAAAUGGUCACACCCCAUCACAGUGUGCAGAACUGAUGUUGAGCAUUGAGACAAAUGGAGCAAGGUAAAGCAAGUUAUUUUCUUCCUAGGAACCAUUGUGGCAGCCUUAUUGGUUUUGGGGGCUUAUCAGAUUUCUGUGGGGCAGGGGUGUUGUGUUACCUGUCCAUCUAUGAGUCACGAAAUGUGAAAGGCUUCCAAAUUCUCCAAGCAAAAUUCAUUUCUAAUCAUCAUUUUGGAGGAAUCCAUUGUUAGUGAUACAGAGAAAAGCAAGAGUGACAGUGAGGUGGCAUUGCAGUUCUUCGAGGCUUAAAGAACCUUCGGACCAGUUGAAAAGGUUCUGAUAUCCAAGUAAAGACAGAAGAUAAUUCUAAUGACAUGAGUUUAAAACACAAAGACCUGCUUCCCACAACAUCACAGCUUUCACUUGCCUGGGACCAUUCUUAAAAUUACAUGUAACACCAAAAUACUGACUUAAAGGUAUCACAACUUGACUGUUCAACAUCCCUCAGCUUUGUAGGUUGUAUUUUGAAAUGUUCUGUAUUAACUUUCUCAGUGAAAUGUUGGAUGUUUUUAAUAUAUACUGAUAUUUAAUCACUUCUUGUUUGAGUUGUACAAAGCUUUGUGUGGUGCUGCUUUUUCCCCUGUGUUUUCUAUGUCUAACAUCCCAAUGACCCAGUGAUCUGAAAUUCAAAGCUCUCACUGUCAAUGAAAAGGCUGGAGUAAAUAAUCGCUUACUGACUAACAAUAUUUUGAAACACUUUCUUGGAAUAAUCAUGAAUUUCAGAAUCUGAAUCAAUAUCAGAAUCAGAAUCACACUUUAUUCGCCAAGUAUGUUUUGGAACAUAUGAGGAAUUUCAUUGGCCAGGUCAGUCAUACAAUUAAAAGUAACAGAUCACUUCAAAAAUACAUUUUAACAUGAACAUCCACCAUAGUGACUCCUACACAUUCCUCACUGUGAUGGAAGACGAAAUAAAGUUCAAGUCCUACGCUUAGUUCUUCCUCAGUCAUGGGCCUCAAGAUUGAUGAGACGAUCAUGACUCCCAUAGCCGGCGGCGUUCACACCCUCCGCGUCGAGGUGAUCAUAAUAAUAGUAAUAACAAUGCAUAUGCUUUUUCUUUAAAACGGAUUAUUUGAAAACAGAAUGCUCCUCAGUGUAAAAGAUUUUCCACGGCUGACUUCUACAAAUCCCAUCUUAAAAGAUGAUUUUAAACAUGAAUUGAUUCAAUGAACAAUGAAUGACUGUGACCCAUUUCAAAUACUUAAUUCAUUGGAAACACACUUAGAAUGAUAUCUUUACUGCAGCAAUUACUAUUAUCUUUGUAGUUAAGUUAGUUAGUUUCACGUGCAGCAUUUGUGGAAAAUACUUCACAAUAUCUAGCUGUAUAAAUGUAAAUCAUUGAGUCACAGAGAGAUACAGUGUGGAAACAUGUACUUUUCCAAACUUGCCCACACCGGCCAACAAUGUCUCGGCUACACAAGUCCCACUUGCCUGCGCUUGGUCCAUAUCCCUCCAAACCUGUCCUAUCCAUGUACCUGUCUAACAGUUUCUUAAACGUUACAAUAGUCCCAGCCUCAACUUCCUCCUCUGGCAGCUUGUCCCAUACACCCACCACCCUUUGUGUGGAAAAAGUUACCCCUCAGAUUCCUAUUAAAUCUUUUCCCCUUCGCCUUAAACUUAUGCCCCCUGGUCCUUGAUUCACCUACUCUGGUCAAGAAUCUCUGUGCAUCUACCCCAUCUAUUCCUCUCAUGAUUUUAUGUACCUCUAUAAGAUCUCCCCUCAUCCUCCUGCGCUUCAAGGAAUAAAGGCACAGCCUAAAUCGCUACGAAUUAACCUUAAUCCACACCAGCUGCUUCUGAUUUACGGAAAAUAUGGUACUAGCUUGGAGAUUCUAUUGUUUUGUUUCAGGUGAGUGACAUUGCAAAAAGUUAUCGUUAUAUUUUACGAACAAUAAAUUUGACAGGACGGCAAGUUCAAAACAAAGACACCUUUAAUUAAUAAAUGCUCAGGGAGUUUAAUUGAUAAUGUACUGAAGUCAACUAGUUACAGGUAAUACUCAUUUUAACAACUUUUUAUUGGAUUAAUUUAAGCAGCUACAAUUGAUGGAUCUGAAUGUUUUAGUUAUGUGCUUAUGAUCAAAUGUAACCAAUUAAUGAAUGACCCCAAAGACUACAAUGUCUAACAUUGAAAGCCUGUUAGACAACGUAGUCACAGCAACCAAGCGGGUGACCAUUUAAUGGCUCUCUCAAACGUGACAGAAUGUAAGGCAAGCUAAUAGAAACUUGAAAAAUGAAUGAAGCUGACUGUUUAUUUGGAAGAAUUUUAACAUCCAGAUGCCAGCUGUAAUGCCUUGUUAUAGACUCUUCCAUUCUUUCUGCAAUCAUAGUCUUCUUGGGUCAUGCCAGUAUUUUGCACACUUUUCGAUAUGAUGAUCUGACUGUAUCUCACCUCGCUAUAGAAGGAAGAACUAUACGAGGAGAAUGGAGGGGACAUUAGAAACUGAGAAUGAAGAGAGAAUGCAAAAUACAGAUGCAGGUGUAGUCUCGCUCAUUUAAGUCAGUAAUAUGAGUGUAGCCUGGCCAGUGCAGAACAACUUAUUGCCUGGUGGCUGAAGUUUAAAUGUAAGUUAUGCAGAAAACUGAAAACAUCCCUGUUUCCACCAUCUUUAUCUUAAAUGUUUUGCUUUAUGAUUCAGUUUCUGCCCAGGAAAUAGCCCACUCAUCCAGCUCCUGAUUGCACUGGGCCCAUUCAUCCUUUGAACAGCAUAGCACCUGAACAGGCCCACAAUGUCUGUGCCGAACAUAAUGUCAAGGUGAACUAAUCUUGUAUGUUCUCCCCAUGAUCUGUGUGGGUUUUAUCCAAGAUCCGCGGUUUCCUCCCACACUCCAAUGACGUACAGGUUUGUAGGUUAAUUGGCUUGGUAUAAUUGUUAAAUUGUCCCUAGUGUGUGUGGGGAUCGUUGGUUAGUGUGGACUCGGUGGGCCGAAGGGCCUGUUUCCGCGUUGUAUCUCUUAAUGUAAAUUAAACCGAUCUAAAAGCCUUUUAGAUGCCACCAUUGCAUCUACUUCCAUGACCACAUCUGGCAGUUCAUUGCAGGCACCCACUUGUGCAAAAGAAAAACUUGCCCCACUCAGCUCCUUUAAACUUGCCCCACUCACCUUCAAGCUCUGCUCUCUCAUCUUUGAUGUUUCCACCCUGAGGAUUUCUGGUAAACCUCUUCUGCACCUUCUCCAUACACUGCCAGCAGAGAUAAGGCAAUGGAGUGGAAGCUGAGACAAGGUAUUUCAAACAGUAACUUUAUGGGAAACGGCCAUUCCAGACGAUUCCUAGAAUGGUCUUUAAAUGCAUCAGUGGUCAAAAUCCUGAAAUUCUCUCACCUGAGUGUAUUAGUCUGUAGCACAGAGAUUUUAUUGAUUAAAAGAAAACAACUAAGCAUAAAAACAGUUUACAAUGUAAAGAAAACUUAUUUUCAAUGCUUAAAUAAUAACGGCAUCAAGUUAAAAUGGAGCACAAAAACAGAACAUAAAUGAAGCGCAGGUAAUUUGAUUAAACUAAUCUAUGAUGGUAUUUAUGAUCGACCUGAACCUGCGGCACUCAGAUUCAUCAUCUCCAUCCCUGUAAUCAUUCACUCCCUAAUGUCUUCCUUAAAGACAUAAUUUGGCUGAACUACAGUAGCUUGCAAAGGUUUUCAUACCCCUUGAACUUUUCCACAUUUUGUCACGUUACAACCACAAAUGUAAAUGUAUUUUAUUGGGAUUUUAUGUGAUAGACCAACACAAAGUGGUGCGUAAUUGUGAAGUGGACGGAAAAUGAUACAUGGUUUUCAAAUUUUUUUACAAAUAAAAAACUGAAAAGUGUGGUGUGCAAAAGUAUUUAGCCCCCCUGAGUUAAUACUUUGUAGAACCACCUUUCGCUGCAAUUACGCUCAAGCUCAGUCAGAUUGGAUGGAGAGUGUCUGUGAACGUCAAUUUUCAAGUCUUGCCAGAGAUUCUCAAUUGGAUUUAGGUCUGGACUGACUGGGCCAUUCUAACACAUGAAUAUGCUUUGAUCUAAACCAUUCCAUUGUAGCUCUGGCUGUAUGUUUAGGGUCGUUGUCCUGCUGGAAGGUGAACCUCCAC
This is a messenger RNA of Leucoraja erinaceus (little skate), 8073 nucleotides long. RefSeq names its product Ras protein-specific guanine nucleotide-releasing factor 2b (gene rasgrf2b). Gene Ontology annotation, cellular component: plasma membrane. Lineage: Eukaryota; Metazoa; Chordata; Chondrichthyes; Rajiformes; Rajidae. Gene Ontology annotation, biological process: Ras protein signal transduction; positive regulation of GTPase activity. The coding region runs from base 1 to 3651 and encodes 1216 amino acids. The transcript has 26 exons. The record is from RefSeq and is a predicted model, not a curated record. Gene Ontology annotation, molecular function: guanyl-nucleotide exchange factor activity; protein binding.